GAACUGUUUUCUUCAGAAAUCACUUCAAUUGACGUCUCAUGUCAAUCAAUGAAUCAACUAGUAUAGAAUGUUUUUCAACUCAUUUUUCAAUAUCAACCAUGUUUAUGUUUUGUGGGAAAUCAUGGUUAACAGGGAGACUGAAAUUUCGUGAUUGCGGAAAAUUAUACCGUGACUUCUGCUGCGAGAGGGUCAAGGCGGACUUGGCUAUAGUUGGAGUUGGGCCAGCUGGACUUUUUGGGUCAUUCAGAGCUGUAGAAAAUGGAUUCAAGAAUAUUGUUGUGAUCGAUAAAUAUCCAACUAUGGGUGGCAAUUGCAUUAGUUAUGGUUGUAUUCCAACGAAAUGCCUGUUGAAGUGCUCCCACACAUAUCACCUGAUGAAGAAAGGAUUUUUUGCACUUCAAGGAAUUGUCACAUCUGAACCUAAACUCGAUCUAGACCAAAUGAUGAGGACGAAGGCUAAGGUGAUGAAGGAUCUCAGCGAUUAUAUGCAGAAUGCUUUCAAGGCGAAAGGAAUAAGAAUUAUAAGAGGAAAGGCGACUAUAUGUGGUUGUAACCAACUGUCAGUAGAUGGAAAUGAUGGAAAGAACUCAGUUGUUGAGUCUGACAUUAUCCUGCUAGCAACUGGAUCGACAUUCCGCCCACUUCCUGGCGUAGUGAUAGAUGAGAAGCGGAUAGUUUCGUCGAAUGGUGCUAUGAUUUUGCAAGAAGUUCCUAAGCGUAUGACGGUGAUUGGGGCUGGCAUAAUAGGUUUGGAGAUGGGAAGCAUCUGGUCGGACCUUGGGUCUGAAGUGACUAUAAUUUCCCACGAUAACUCGAUUGUCGGACCGACUUUGGACAGGGACAUCAAGAAGAAAUACCUCAAGAUAUUGCAAGAACAAGGUUUGAACUUCAUGUUCGAGACGAAAGUCGUGUGCGCCAGCAACUGUGAUAAUUGCGUGAGAUAUCAAACAGCGGACAAAGAUGGAAAGAACAAUAAAGAGCUCGAAUGUGAUGUCUUAAUGGUAGCUAUAGGAAGAAUGCCAUACACCGAAGGCCUCUGUUUGGAAAGGGCUGGAAUUGAGACUAAUAAAGGAGGAUUUAUACCAAUUAACAGACAUUAUCAGACAUGUAAUCCCAAUUUCUAUGCGGUUGGCGAUAUCACACCUGGUCCUAUGACCGCUCACAAGGCUAUAGAAGAUGGAAUUUUAGUGAUGGAUAUACUAAAUGGCAAGGAUGUUCACAUAGACUUCGAUCAUAUUCCUCUGGCCAUAUACACCCAUCCAGAAGUUGCUUGCGUGGGAAAAAAUGAGGACCAGUUGAAGAAAGAAGGACAUCCUUAUCGGGUAUCGUGGUCUACAUUCGACACAUGCGCAAGGGCACGGACAGAUUUGAACAAAACUGGUUAUAUUAAAGCUCUUAUUUGUACAUACACAGACAGAAUCUUAGGAACUCAUAUAAUAGGAGCGCAAGCUGGGGAAAUCAUAAAUGAAGUGACUGUGGCGCAGCAGUAUGGAUUAACCGCUGAGAACUUGGCUAGAGUAGUUCAUGCUCACCCUACAUAUGCAAAAAUGUUGAAGACGACAUUUCUGCAUUGAAAUUUUUAAAUGGAGCACUGAGCAAAUAUACAAUAGAAACAUCAA
Molecule: messenger RNA, 1619 nt
Organism: Harmonia axyridis
Lineage: Eukaryota; Metazoa; Arthropoda; Insecta; Coleoptera; Coccinellidae
Product: dihydrolipoyl dehydrogenase, mitochondrial-like
Exons: 9
Coding region: 39-1574 (511 amino acids)
Cellular component (GO): oxoglutarate dehydrogenase complex; mitochondrion
Molecular function (GO): dihydrolipoyl dehydrogenase (NADH) activity; flavin adenine dinucleotide binding
Source: RefSeq, a predicted model, not a curated record